Molecule: messenger RNA, 2019 nt
Organism: Necator americanus (New World hookworm)
Lineage: Eukaryota; Metazoa; Nematoda; Chromadorea; Rhabditida; Ancylostomatidae
Exons: 11
Coding region: 1-2019 (672 amino acids)
Source: RefSeq, a predicted model, not a curated record
AUGCUAACAGCUUAUGGCACCUUGUCGUUGGUAGUAGUCUGUAGCUGUUUCGCUCCUUCGAAACACUCGGAACUGGAGGAGUCAGAAAAAGACUUUAGCAUUUUGCCAGAAAUAACACCGUUCAUUUCUGGUAACGACUCUAUAGAGAAAGAAGCGGUGCGCGUUGAUUACACAACAACUUCAUCACCACGACAUGAUCUUCCAUCAAAAAGCAAAGUGGCAGAGCCAGUGUCGCAGAAGGUGGAUAAUGCACAUUAUAUAGAUGAAGAAACGAAGGCGAGCCCUUUCGAGGACGAAACCCCUGCUCAGGCCUUUGGUACAGUUGAGACCGAAGCGGUCAUGGAGGCCUUAGACAACCAAAGCUUCCCUACUCCAUACAUAAAGAUACUUCGUGAGUUGUAUAGCAACUUCACGACCAAAAUUUGUCCAUUCUACAAUGAUGUCAUAAUUGACGUGAAGAGAGGGGUUCGUCAGGGUGACACAAUUUCACCCAAUAUAUUCAGUGCCACUCUCGAGAACGCGGUGCUAGGAUUGGAAUUGGAUGACAUGGAAGUGAAAGUUGACAGCCGGCAUUUACACCAUCUUCGCUUCGCUGAUGGCAUCGUUCUUAUAACAACAAGCAUCAAUGAGGCGGAAUGGAUGGUGGCCGAAUUUGAUGAAAAGUGUAUAAAGAUCAGUCUUUGGCUGGACCUAGACAAGACGAUGUUUAUGAACAACGGAUGGGUUUCUGAUGCCCCAUUCACUCUCAACGGAACGAACAUAUCCGAAUGCUGCAGCUAUGUAUAUCUAGGUCGGGAAAUCAACAUGAUGAACGACCUGGCCUCCGAGCUGGGCAGAAGGAAACGAGCGGCUUGGGGAGCAUUCAAGAGCAUCGGGGAUGUAGUGAAGAGGAAAAAGAACAUCCGGCUCCGUACUCACCUAAUCAAUACCACCGUUCUUCCUGCUUUCACUUACGCUUCAGAAACGUGGACGUUUCGCAAGCAGGAGGAAAAUGCGACCAGCGUCAUAGAACGCGGAAUUAAAAGGGUGAAGCGAAGAGUAACCCGCUUCACGCAAGUGAAAGAAGGAAUUCGAAGUUCACUCCUACGUCAUCAAUCGAAGAUCGGAGACGCUACCGCAUAUGCCAAGGAAAGCAAAAUUAGGUGGGCCGGACACGUGAUGCGCUUCAACGGCAAUCGUUGGGCCAGAGCCAAAGCAAAUGGAGUCUCUGGAAAUACCGUAACUCGCUUCAGUUCAAGCUUCCAAGCAGACGAAGAUAUUGAAGAUGUUAUCAUGAAAAUGUCAUUGACUAAAGUGAGUAUUCGACGUGCUCCUGUUCGCGAGUCACACCCAACUGAACAAUAUGACGAACACCAUCUGGGGACAGUACAAACCAGAAAGGACGCUGAAGAGGAUUUAGAUGUGUAUAAAGAUGGCACCAAAACGCACGUACCUUCUGGCUCCAGUGUUAUCUUUAUUCCAGGUGUCACAGAUAACCUGGUUCUAGUGAGUUCAAAAUCAUUUGUCGGCAAUUUUCCAACAGUUUCUGAACAGGAAAAGUCAAAUACUGGACAAACGAUUAUCGCGCCGGACGUAGAAUUAUUGGGAACUGCCUCGAAAUCCAGUCUAGAUUCUUUCUACCGGAUACCAGUUCAUAAGUCUGUCAAGAAGGAGAAAAUUUUGACGUUCUGUACAAAGGACGUGGCGAUUCGUGACAUCCGCAAUAUGGUCAUUGCUUGUGGAGGAGAGGAGGACAUAUGGCAGCCAAAUAGGUGUCCUCUUGGAACUGAUUGUCUGCUUUCUCAGGACAGUACAUAUAGAUUAUGUUGUCCAGUGUACAAAGGUCAAAGAAGGAAGUACUGUGGUGUUGAAGAGGUGUGCACGGAUCCGGGUGUUCCUUGUCUUCUUCACUAUAACCUCAAUGCUCUUAUACGCUCCCCAAGCCGCUCGUUUCUUCCUACCCAGCUCGGAGAUUCAGCUGAAGACCGAUACAUCCACAUGUUUCGUCGAACUCGAUCAGCAUUCGUUACGUUUGGCUGA